Naegleria lovaniensis is the source of this 993-nucleotide messenger RNA. RefSeq lists its product as uncharacterized. Bases 1 to 993 code for a protein of 330 amino acids. The record is from RefSeq and is a predicted model, not a curated record. Gene Ontology annotation, molecular function: cysteine-type deubiquitinase activity. Gene Ontology annotation, biological process: protein deubiquitination. Lineage: Eukaryota; Heterolobosea; Eutetramitea; Acrasida; Naegleriidae. The transcript has a single exon.
AUGACUUCACUUCAAGAAUUGGAAUCUCGUCAUCAACAAGAAAUCAAACAACUCGAAGAGGAAAGGGAAGCGGAAUUACAAAAGCUCUCCGGAGCUGCAAAGAAAAAGUAUGAAAACAAAUGGAAGGAACGUAUGCAACAAUUGAAACAAACUCAUGAAACCGAGUUGUGGGAGGCUAAAAUGUCCAGUGCGGUUGAUGAGGAGGAAUCAUCAUCGGAACCUCAUGAUGAAAAGGUUAAUGGAGGAUCUACUUCUUCAAAACUAUCUGCUCAAGCAAAAAAAGAAGAGGAAGAGAAAAAGAAAGCUGAGCAACGAAAACAGAAAAACGCCAAGAAGAAACAAAAGAAAGUUCAAAAGCAACAAGAACAACGAUUACAAGCAGAACAAGAGUUUUUAAAUGAUGGAGGAGUAUCUCAGAGGGAUAUAGAAAUUCAGAGAAUUCAACAAUAUUUUGAAAAUAAUUGGUGUAUUCAUGAGAUUGAUUCCGAUGGUCAUUGUUUGUAUAGAUCUCUUGCGGAUCAAUUGAAUAUUAAUUUAAAAGAUACCACAAAUCCAUUUACAAAGGAUUUGUUAAUACGUGCAAAUAACGAACUCUCAGAGAAAAAUAAGAGAGAACUGAAGAAUUUAUCGUCAAGCACAGGAUUUACAUAUCUUCACUUGAGAAGUUUAAUUGCAAAUCAAUUGAGAAGAAAAGCAGAUGAUUAUUUUCCAUUUGUUAUGGAUGUAUGUGAAACAAUGGAUCAAUAUGCAGACACAGUGGAACAUAGUAGUGAGUGGGGAGGUCAAGUAGAAAUUCAAGCCUUUCUCGAUUUGUGUCAGGACCAGUUUGUUUUGAAAAUUGUUCAAGACAAUGGUAUUGUCACAAUGGGAAGUAAUUCGAAAUCACAAACACCAGAACAAUCCAACUUGAUUGUGACCUAUCACAAGAAGUAUUAUGCUCUCGGUGAGCAUUACAAUAGUAUUCGAAUGGCUACUCCUGUCUCUGCUGAAUAA